Molecule: messenger RNA, 15897 nt
Organism: Anastrepha obliqua
Lineage: Eukaryota; Metazoa; Arthropoda; Insecta; Diptera; Tephritidae
Gene: RyR
Product: ryanodine receptor
Exons: 33
Coding region: 289-15690 (5133 amino acids)
Biological process (GO): calcium ion transmembrane transport; intracellular calcium ion homeostasis
Cellular component (GO): sarcoplasmic reticulum membrane; sarcolemma; calcium channel complex
Molecular function (GO): ryanodine-sensitive calcium-release channel activity; protein binding
Source: RefSeq, a predicted model, not a curated record
GAAUAAUCGACGCGAUAAGUGGUGAAUUGUCUUGUGAAUUCGCAUGUGGUGAAGUGCUGUGCAAACAAUAAAGUGAAUUUUUAAGAAAAUAAAUCUCAUUCAUAUUUCGAAAUUUACUGCAACCGGAAACCAGGCACAUAGCAAGAGGAAAAUUCUGUUUACAACCUUCAGCAAUACACUGCUUAUAGGAACGCGGGUCCGUUCAGCAGUAUAACUUCAAAAGCUUCAGUAUUGAAAAUCUGAGUACCAAAUUUAAUGUUAGGAAGGCGUUGAGCUACUAGUACCAAUAUGGCUGAAGCCGAAGGAGGGUCAGAGCAGGAUGAUGUUUCGUUCCUGCGAACGGAAGAUAUGGUAUGUCUUUCUUGUACAGCAACGGGAGAACGUGUCUGCCUGGCAGCUGAAGGAUUUGGUAAUCGGCAUUGCUUUUUGGAGAAUAUUGCGGACAAAAACGUCCCGCCAGAUUUAUCACAAUGCGUUUUCGUAAUCGAGCAAGCCUUGUCAGUGCGAGCCUUACAAGAACUAGUUACUGCGGCUGGAUCAGAGACUGGCAAAGGGACAGGAUCCGGUCAUAGGACGUUACUAUAUGGAAAUGCUAUACUUUUGCGACACCACAAUAGUGAUAUGUACUUGGCAUGCCUGUCUACCUCUUCCUCGAAUGACAAGUUGUCUUUCGACGUAGGAUUGCAAGAGCACAGUCAAGGCGAAGCUUGUUGGUGGACAGUGCAUCCAGCGAGUAAACAACGAUCUGAAGGUGAGAAAGUCCGGGUGGGUGAUGAUUUGAUUUUGGUCUCGGUGGCCACGGAACGAUAUUUGCAUACUACCAAGGAAAACGAACAAUCAAUUGUAAAUGCUAGUUUUCACGUGACCCAUUGGUCAGUGCAGCCUUAUGGUACCGGUAUUUCACGAGUUAAAUAUGUCGGCUAUGUGUUCGGUGGUGAUGUGCUACGUUUUUUCCACGGUGGUGAUGAAUGCUUAACUAUACCAAGUACAUGGGGUCGCGAAGCGGGACAAAAUAUUGUUAUAUAUGAAGGUGGUUCAGUAAUGUCACAGGCGCGCUCAUUAUGGCGACUUGAGUUAGCACGCACUAAAUGGACCGGUGGCUUCAUUAAUUGGUAUCACCCGAUGCGCAUACGUCACAUUACCACUGGCCGAUAUCUAGGCGUUAACGAAAAUAACGAAUUAUUUUUGGUAAAAAAAGAAGAAGCAUCGAUUGCGUCAACGACUUUCUGCUUAAGGCAAGAAAAGGACGAUGAAAAAAAAGUACUUGAAGAUAAGGAUCUUGAAGUUAUUGGUAUCCCUAUUAUAAAAUAUGGUGAUACCACUGUCAUUGUGCAACACUGCGAGUCCAGUCUAUGGCUCAGCUAUAAAAGCUAUGAAACCAAAAAGAAAGGCGUUGGCAAAGUGGAGGAAAAGCAAGCAAUUCUGCAUGAAGAAGGAAAAAUGGACGAUUGUCUAGACUUUUCUCGAUCUCAGGAAGAAGAAUCGAAAACAGCUCGUGUUAUCCGCAAAUGCAGUAGCCUUUUCACACAAUUUAUUAAUGCCUUAGAAACUCUACAAUCCAAUCGUCGUCAUUCAAUAUUCUUUCAAAAAGUUAACUUGAAUGAAAUGGUCAUGUGUCUUGAAGAUUUAAUCAACUAUUUUUCUCAACCAGAAGAUGACAUGGAGCACGAAGAAAAACAAAACCGUUUUCGAGCACUCAGAAACCGACAAGACCUUUUCCAAGAAGAGGGAGUACUAAAUCUUAUUCUUGAAGCUAUUGAUAAAAUUAAUGUGAUCACUUCACAAGGAUUUUUAGCUAGUUUUCUGGCGGGUGAUGAGACUGGCCAAAGCUGGGACUUAAUAUCGACAUACCUUUAUCAACUAUUGGCUGCAAUUAUCAAAGGAAACCAUACUAAUUGUGCCCAAUUUGCUAACAGUAAUCGUUUAAAUUGGUUAUUUUCGCGUUUGGGCUCGCAAGCAUCUAGUGAAGGUUCCGGCAUGUUAGAUGUCUUACAUUGUGUACUCAUUGAUUCACCGGAAGCACUGAAUAUGAUGCGGGAUGAACAUAUCAAAGUAAUCAUUUCGUUAUUGGAAAAACAUGGUCGAGACCCGAAGGUUCUCGAUGUACUAUGCUCCCUAUGUGUGGGUAAUGGAGUGGCAGUUAGAUCAUCACAGAACAAUAUAUGCGAUUUUCUGUUGCCUGGGAAAAAUUUAUUGUUGCAAACUCAGCUAGUGGAUCAUGUAGCCAGCAUACGUCCCAAUAUUUUUGUUGGCCGGGUAGAGGGAUCUGCAAUGUACCAAAAAUGGUACUUUGAAAUUACUAUGGACCAUAUUGAGCAAACCACGCACAUGAUGCCACAUUUGAGAAUCGGUUGGGCCAACACUUCUGGUUAUGUGCCAUAUCCUGGCGGCGGUAAAAAAUGGGGCGGAAACGGUGUUGGCGACGACCUUUAUUCUUUCGGUUUUGACGGCUCUUACUUAUGGACAGGUGGACGCCGCACUUUGGUUGUUGAUCAUUUGCCCGAAGAACCAUUCAUACGAAAAGGAGAUGUUAUUGGUGUCACAAUUGAUCUUUCUAUACCUAUUAUCACAUUUUCAUUUAACGGCUGUAAAGUUCGAGGCAGUUUCAGAGAUUUUAAUUUGGACGGGAUGUUUUUUCCUGCUUUGAGCUGCUCCUCAAAACUUAGUUGCCGUUUUUUAUUUGGUGGAGAUCAUGGUCGUUUAAAAUUUGCUCCACCAGUUGGUUUCUCGCCUCUAGUACAAUGCUUGAUGCCACACCAAAAUCUAAGCUUGGAUCCAUGCUUUUACUUUGGAAACUUACAUAAAAAUGUAUUAGCCGGACCAUGGCUCAUUGAAGAUGAUACCGCAUUUGUUCCAAAUCCUGUCGAUACAUCAGGUGUUACACUCCCUUCCUCUGUUGAUCAAAUAAAAGAAAAGCUGGCGGAAAAUAUUCAUGAAAUGUGGGCAUUGAACAAAAUAGAGGCAGGCUGGUCUUGGGGUGAGCAUAGAGAUGACUAUCAUCGAAUACAUCCAUGUCUUACUCAAUUCGAAAAACUCCCUUCACCGGAACGUCGCUACGAUAGUCAACUGGCUGUACAAACUCUUAAGACUAUUAUAGCCUUGGGAUAUUAUAUCACUAUGGAUAAACCGCCAGCGCGCAUUCGUCCAAUUCGACUGCCAAAUGAGAUCUUUAUGCAAGCUAAUGGCUACAAGCCAGCACCUCUAGAUCUCAGUGCAGUUACAUUGUCCCCAAAACUGGAGGAGCUAGUCGAUCAGUUAGCUGAAAACACACACAAUCUAUGGGCGCGGGAGCGCAUUCAACAAGGAUGGACUUACGGGCUAAAUGAAGACUCAGAUAACCAUCGAAGCCCACACUUAGUGCCUUACUCAAAAGUCGAUGAAGCAAUUAAAAAAGCAAAUCGUGAUACAGCUUCAGAAACGGUACGCACGCUCUUGGUAUAUGGAUAUGUGUUAGACCCACCAACAGGUGAAGGUAACGAAGCCUUAUUAGCCGAAGCCCAACGGCUAAAAUUCGCUGCGUUUCGCACAUAUCGAGUUGAACGCAAUUACGCUGUAACAUCUGGCAAAUGGUAUUUCGAGUUUGAAGUUCUAACUUCCGGCCCUAUGCGUGUGGGAUGGGCAAGGGCAGACUGCCAUCCUGGAACCAUGUUAGGUAGCGACGACUCAAGUUGGGCCUUCGACGGGCAUAACGAAGAAAAAGUUUCUGGUGGCACCUGUGAAUCGUUUGGUAAACAAUGCGGGCCUGGGGAUAUUGUCGGCGUAUUCUUAGAUCUCGCCGAUCACACAAUCAGUUUCUCGCUUAACGGUGAGCUUUUAAUGGAUGCUUUGGGUGGGGAGACAACUUUUGCGGACGUUACAGCUGAAGGGGUAGGUUUUGUACCAGCUUGUACCUUGGGCGUAGGGCAAAAAGCACGACUAAUAUAUGGACAGGAUGUCGACUCAUUAAAGUUUUUCACUACUUGUGGCCUUCAAGAGGGAUAUGAGCCAUUUUGUGUCAAUAUGCGUCGUCCAGUAACUCAUUGGUAUACAAAGGACCAACCGAUUUUUGAAAACACUGAAGAGAUGCCAGAUUGUCGCAUAGACGUGACACGUAUACCAGGAGGUGCUGACACACCACCUCAUUUAAAAAUUUCUCAUAACACUUUUGAGACUAUGGAGAAGGCUAAUUGGGAAUUUUUGCGACUUUCUCUCCCUGUUACUUGUAUGGGUCAAUUCGUGAGUGAAAAUGAAAAGGCUCGACGAUGGGAAGAAAUUAAAAUUCGUCAAUAUCGAUUACAACGCGAAGCGCAAGAGUUAGCUAACCAACAGCAGCAAGCAGCUGCAAAUGUGGACCACAUGCUAAAAGGAGGAUUCACCAUGAGUGACAUUAAAGGCCUACAUCAAAAUUUUGAGGACACAGCAGAAGCGGAUGAACAGUUACGCAGUCCCGCAAGGCCUCCUCGCAAAAAUUCAUUGACACGUAAUAUUACAUUCGAGUCAGACUUUUCAGGGUCAACGGGUGAUAUGAUGAACACCAUGAAUGGAAUCAAUGGAACAGAAGAAUUAAUUGACGAUAAGAAAAAACGUGGUCGAAGUCCAUUUAAAUUUUUCUCAAAGAAAUCACGGGAUCAAAGCAGGGAUAAAAUGACCGGUCGAAACCAGGAGACAUCACUUGAACGGAGAAAUACUGUCGCACACGGUCGCAAUGUUGUUAAUGCGCAAAUGACUACCAAAACACCAACCUUGCGCUUGAAUAAUACUGAUAUGCCAUCUACGCCAAUACCGCAAGGACCUAAGCAACUUAGCUCUACAACAUUGGGUCAACCACCAAUAGAAGCAUCAGGCAACGAAUUAUUUGACGCAGAAUGUUUGAAACUAAUAAAUGAAUAUUUUUAUGGUGUUCGAAUAUUUCCUGGACAAGAUCCUACGCAUGUGUAUGUUGGUUGGGUUACAACACAAUAUCAUCUCCACAGUAAAGAGUUUAACAAAUCAAAAGUACGGUGCGGUUCGGUUGUUAUAGAAGAUGAAUAUGAAGCAGUCAUGGAACGUAUUGAUCGUCAGAGUUGCUACGUUGUCAGAGCUGAUGAACUUUUUAAUGAAGUCACUCAAGACGCUUCCGGAAAGGGCGCCUCACAGGGAAUGUUUAUUGGAUGUUUUGUGGACACGUCUACUGGGAUAAUUCAUUUUACAUGCGAGGGGAAAGAAACGUCUCACCGUUGGAUGAUGGAGCCAGACACGAAACUUUUUCCAGCGAUAUUUGUAGAAGCAACAAGUAAAGAAAUAUUGCAAAUUGAAUUGGGAAGAACAUCUACAACUUUACCACUUUCUGCUGCCGUAUUGCCUACAAGUGAUAAGCACAUUAAUCCCCAGUCUCCUCCUCGGCUUAAAGUUCAAUGCCUUAGGCCUCAUCAGUGGGCACGAGUUCCAAAUACGGCAUUACCGGUACAUGCUCUCAAACUGUCAGAUAUAAGGGGUUGGUCUAUGCUAUGCGAGGACCCGGUAUCAAUGCUCGCACUUCACAUACCGGAAGAAGAUCGUUGCAUUGAUAUUUUGGAAUUAAUAGAGAUGGAUAAAUUACUAUCAUUUCACGCCCACACACUCACUUUAUAUGCAGCCCUUUGUUAUCAAUCCAAUUAUCGUGCUGCCCAUGCUCUUUGUCAGCAUGUUGAUCAGAAACAACUACUUUAUGCAAUAAGAUCAGAGUAUAUGAGCGGACCUCUACGUCAAGGAUUUUAUGAUUUAUUGAUUGCCCUUCAUUUGGAAUCCCAUGCCACCACCAUGGAAGUAUGUAAAAAUGAGUACAUAAUACCACUAGGAGUAGAGCUUAAAGAACUGUAUAACGAUGACGAGAUGUGCCACUCAUUACGAUCACUUAUAACAGAGUCUGUGCGUCCACAAAUGCGAAUGACUGAGAUAACACCCCCUGUAUAUAGUCAAACAUCUAGUUUACCAAGUGUUUCCAGUGAACCAAUACCCAACAUUGAUCAACUUUACUCUCCGAAAUUUCCGUUGGAAAUAGUAAGAGAAUUCGUAAUGGAAGCAUUAAAGGAAGCGGUCGAAGUAAAUCAAGUGCACAAUCGAGACCCUAUUGGUUGGACUAAUGAAAAUCUGUUCCUGCCCCUAAUUAAACUUACUGACCGCUUACUACUAGUUGGUGUUCUUAUGGAUGAAGAUGUACAAAAAUUACUGAUAAUGAUUGAUCCUGAAACAUGGGAUAAUACUUUUGAAAAAGACGGGAAAGAUGAACAUCGCAAAGGGCUAUUAACAAUGAAAAUGGCAGAAGGUGCCAAGCUUCAGAUGUGCUAUCUUCUUCAUCACCUUUACGAUAUACAACUUAGGCAUCGAGUUGAGAGCAUCAUAUCAUUUUCUCAUGAUUUUGUUGGUGACCUGCAAGCUGAUCAACUGCGUCGUUACAUUGACAUCAAACAAUCAGAUCUUCCUAGUGCCGUGGCUGCUAAGAAAACCAAAGAAUUCCGCUGUCCUCCUAGAGAACAAAUGAAUCAAAUACUGUGCUUUAAGAAUCUCGAAGCAGAUGAUCAAGAAAGUUGUACAUGUGGCUUAGAUUUGAGAAGCCGAUUGUAUGAUUUUCAUGAUUGCCUUAUGAAAAAGGUGUCGCUCAAUGCCUUACAAGAGCCAGAUGAACUCGACAGUAACGCAAUUGAAGAAGUGAAAACGGGGCCAAUAACAAAGAUUUAUAAUUUUAUAAAUGCAGUAAAAGAACUUGAGGAAGGACCUAAGGAGGUUGAGGAGGCAGAAAAGAAAACUCCUGAGGAGGUCUUCCGGAAAGUGUUAAUAAAAACUAUUGUCAGUUGGGCUGAAGAGUCGCAAAUAGAAAACCCAAAGCUUGUACGCGAAAUGUUCAGUUUGUUGGUUCGCCAAUAUGAUACCGUAGGCGAGUUGGUCCGUGCUCUUGGUAAAACGUAUGUUAUUAAUAACAGGGCUAGAGAUGAUGUGGCUGAGAUGUGGGUAGGCUUAAGCCAAAUUCGGGCUUUACUUCCAGUGCAAAUGAGUCAAGAAGAGGAGGAGCUUAUGCGGAAACGGCUUUGGAAAUUAGUAAAUAAUGCAACAUUCUUUCAACAUCCCGACCUUAUACGAAUACUCAGAAUUCAUGAAAAUGUAAUGGCUGUUAUGAUGAAUACGUUAGGACGACGAGCCCAGGCACAAAGUGAUGCUCCAACACAAACCGAAGGAGCAGAAGGAGCGCCACCAAAAGAAAAGGACACCUCUCAUGAAAUGGUUGUUGGUUGCUGCCGUUUCCUAUGUUAUUUUUGUCGAACAGGUCGUCAGAACCAAAAGGCUAUGUUUGAUCAUUUCGACUUUUUAUUAGACAAUGCCAAUAUUUUGCUGGCAAGGCCCAGCUUACGUGGUUCUACUCCAUUAGAUGUGGCAUAUUCGAGUUUGAUGGAGAACACAGAAUUGGCCCUAGCACUUAGGGAACAUUACUUAGAAAAAAUUGCGGUUUACCUAUCAAGAUGUGGACUACAAAGCAAUUCGGAGUUAGUUGAAAAAGGUUAUCCCGACCUGGGAUGGGAUCCAGUAGAAGGUGAACGUUACCUCGAUUUCCUUCGAUAUUGUGUUUGGGUCAAUGGCGAGAGCGUCGAGGAGAACGCAAACCUUGUCAUUCGUCUUCUUAUCCGCCGUCCAGAAUGUUUAGGACCGGCUCUAAGAGGAGAAGGGGAAGGUCUAUUUCGCGCAAUAGUUGAAGCAAAUCGCAUGUCCGAACGGAUUUCUGAUCGAUGCAAUAUGCAAGAUGAGGCAGAAGGCACAAUUGCUGGCUUAAAUUUCACACAUCCAUUACCAGAAGGAGAUGAAGAUGAGGACUAUAUUGAUACUGGUGCAGCAAUUCUUAACUUUUAUUGUACACUUGUGGAUCUUCUUGGAAGAUGUGCACCAGAUGUUUCUGUUAUUGAACAGGGUAAAAAUGAAUCGCUGAGAGCUAGAGCUAUUUUAAGAUCUCUAGUGCCACUGGAGGAUCUGCAAGGUGUCCUAAGUUUAAAGUUUACAUUAACACAAACUGCACCAGGCGAGGAAAAACCAAAAUCGGAUAUGCCAUCCGGACUGCUACCAAACAAUAAACAAAGCAUAGUGCUGUUUUUGGAACGAGUCUAUGGAAUUGAAACUCAAGACCUCUUUUACCGUUUGCUCGAAGAUGCGUUUUUGCCUGAUUUGCGUACAGCCACUAUUCUUGAUAAGAGUGAUGGUUCUGAAAGCGAUAUGGCUCUUUCGAUGAAUCGAUAUAUUGGCAACUCAAUACUGCCACUACUCAUAAAACACUCUAAAUUUUACAAUGAGGCGGAAAAUUAUGCCAGUCUGUUGGAUGCGACGCUACACACUGUAUAUAGACUAUCUAAGAAUCGUAUGCUCACAAAGGGCCAGAGAGAGGCUGUAUCGGAUUUCUUAGUGGCACUGACAUCCCAGAUGCAACCUGCUAUGCUAUUGAAACUGUUGCGCAAGCUGACGGUGGAUGUCUCCAAAUUAUCCGAGUACACAACCGUGGCAUUACGACUUCUCACUAUACAUUUUGAUCGUUGUGCAAAAUAUUAUGGCUCAUCUCAAGGCCAGGGAUCAUAUGGGGCAUCAUCGGAUGAGGAAAAGCGACUCACGAUGCUUUUGUUCUCUAAUAUUUUUGAUUCUCUCAGUAAUAUGGAUUACGAUCCUGAGUUAUUUGGAAAAGCAUUGCCUUGUUUGAUUGCUAUUGGUUGUGCCUUGCCACCAGAUUACAGCUUAUCCAAAAAUACGGAUGAGGACUAUUAUGGUCGGCAAUCAGGUGCUCCGGAUCAACCACAAUAUGAUCCUCAGCCUAUUGAUACAGCUCAAGUACAAUUAAACAAUGACCUCGAAACACUGGUGCAGAAAUUUAGUGAACAUUAUCACGAUGCCUGGGCUAGCCGUCGCUUGGAAAGUGGAUGGUCUUAUGGGGAAAUACGUUCAGAUAAUGACCGGAAACAUCCACGGCUGAAACCAUAUAACAUGUUAAGCGAUUACGAACGUGAGCGUUAUAGAGAUCCAGUGAGGGAAUGCUUGAAGGCUUUAGUUUCUAUUGGUUGGCGCAUUGAACAGUCGGACAUCGAUGCUCCACUCAAUCACCGGGGAUCAACACGUCGUCAAUCCAAACCACAAAUCAAUGAUUUUCAGAGUGAAGGCAGUGCGUUUAAUUAUAACCCACACCCAGUUGACAUGACAAAUCUAACACUAAGCAGAGAAAUGCAGAACAUGGCCGAACGUCUAGCUGAGAACUCGCACGACAUAUGGGCUAAGAAAAAAAAAGAAGAGCUGAAUUCUUGUGGUGGAGUCAUACAUCCACAGCUUGUUCCAUAUGACUUAUUGACAGAUAAAGAAAAAAGGAAAGAUCGUGAACGUUCGCAAGAAUUCCUAAAGUAUAUGCAAUAUCAAGGCUAUAAAUUACACAAGCCGUCUAAAGGUGGGGUUACUGAAGGUGAAGGAGGUGCCACACAAGCAGCCGUGGAGCUCCGUUUCUCGUAUUCUCUUCUCGAAAAACUAAUCCAAUAUUUAGAUCGAGCAACAAUCAAUAUGAAGUUGCUUAAGCCAUCAACAACCUUUAGUAGACGAACUUCCUUCAAAACGGCUUCGCGAGAUAUUAAGUUCUUUUCCAAAGUUGUACUCCCUCUAAUGGAGAAAUAUUUUUCAACACAUCGCAACUAUUUUGUUGCAAUGGCAACAGCAACAAAUAUAAUUGGAGCAGCAUCUUUAAAAGAAAAGGAAAUGGUUGCAUCUAUAUUUUGCAAAUUGGCAUCGCUUCUUCGUAAUCGGCUAAGUGCUUUUGGUCCCGAUGUAAGAAUUACUGUUAGAUGUCUCCAAGUAUUAGUGAAGGGCAUAGAUGCUAAAACUCUAGUGAAAAAUUGUCCAGAAUUCAUAAGAACUUCUAUGUUAACAUUUUUUAAUCAAACUGCUGAUGAUCUUGGUAAUACUAUUCUCAACUUACAAGAAGGCAAAUAUAGUCAUCUUCGAGGCACUCAUCUUAAAACAUCGACUUCAUUAGGCUAUGUCAAUCAAGUAGUACUACCAGCAUUGACCGCUAUGUUUGAUCAUUUAGCUGCUUGUGACUAUGGUAGUGAUCUUCUAUUGGACGAGAUACAAGUAGCUUCUUACAAAAUAUUAGCUGCCUUAUACCAUCUCGGUACUGAUGGCACUCUAACACAUGAUCGUAAAUAUCUUAAAACCGAAAUAGAGCGGCACCGGCCUGCUCUGGGCUCAUGUUUGGGUGCAUUCAGCUCAUGCUUUCCUGUAGCGUUCUUAGAACCCCAUCUCAACAAGCAUAAUCAAUACUCACUACUUAACCGCAUUGCUGACCAUUCACUAGAAGCACAAGAUAUAAUGGUGCGAAUGGAAAGUUGUAUGCCGAACUUAGAAACAAUUCUUGGAGAAGUUGACCUCUUUGUUGAAUCGGAAAAAACAUAUAGCGAUGCACCACAUAUAAUAGACGUCAUUCUGCCCUUACUCUGCUCUUAUCUUCCAUUUUGGUGGGCACAAGGGCCGGAUAACGUAAGCCCCACUAGUGGCAAUCAUGUGACUAUGGUAACGGCAGAUCAUAUGAACUCACUUUUACGCAAUGUUUUGAAGAUGAUUAAAAAAAAUAUUGGUAAUGAUAAUGCCCCCUGGAUGACAAGAAUCGCUGCGUACACCCAGCAAAUAAUUAUUAACACUUCUGAAGAGUUACUAAAGGAUCCAUUCUUGCCAUUAGCAGAACGUGUAAAAAAACGAACAGAAAACAUGUUCCAUAAAGAAGAAAGUAUGCGCGGUUUUAUUAAAUCAGCCACAGACGACACAUCCCAAGUUGAAACUCAAUUACAAGAAGACUGGCAACUUCUUGUGCGGGAUAUUUAUUCGUUUUAUCCACUUCUUAUUAAAUAUGUCGAUCUGCAGCGCAACCAUUGGCUUAAAGACAAUAUCCGAGAAGCAGAAGAUCUAUACAAUCAUGUUGCUGAAAUAUUUAACAUAUGGUCCAAGAGUCAGUAUUUCUUAAAAGAAGAACAAAAUUUUAUAUCGACUAACGAAAUUGAUAAUAUGGCGCUUAUUAUGCCAACGGCAACCAGACGAUCCGCUAUUACUGAAGGAGCACCCGUAACUGGAGGCAAAGUUAAGAAGAAGAAGAAGAAUAGAGACAAAAAGCGGGAUAAAGAUAAAGAGGUACAAGCAAGCCUUAUGGUGGCUUGCUUGAAGCGUUUACUUCCAGUUGGAUUAAAUUUAUUUGCUGGCCGGGAGCAGGAGCUUGUGCAGCAUUGCAAGGACCGCUAUUUGAAAAAAAUGCAAGAAUAUGACGUCAUCGAAUUCGCUCGAAACCAGCUGACCUUACCUGACAAAUUAGAUCCUUCAGAUGAAAUGUCAUGGCAACAUUAUCUCUACUCAAAGCUAGGCAAACGAGAGGAGUUCGCAGAUGAACAAGCACUGGAAAAAGCUUCUAAUCAAAAUGAUAAGAGCAAGGAUAAAACCCAAGAAACUGUGGACCGAAUAGUAGCUAUGGCCAAAGUUCUUUUUGGAUUGCACAUGAUUGACCAUCCCCAACAACAAAGCAAGAACGUCUACAGGAGUGUUGUAUCCAUACAAAGGAAACGUGCCGUUAUUGCAUGUUUCCGCCAGACAUCUCUACAUUCUCUACCCAGACAUCGGGCAUGCAAUAUCUUUGCACGAUCAUACUAUGAACAAUGGCUUCAAGAAGAAAAUGUAGGGCAAGAGAUAAUGAUUGAAGAUUUAACCCAGACAUUUGAAGAAUCAGAGAAAUCGAAGAAAGAUGAGGAAGAGUCUGAAGGUAAACCAGAUCCUCUAACACAGUUGGUUACCACGUUUUGCCGGGGAGCCAUGACCGAACGAAGUGGGGCAUUGCAAGAGGACUUGCUUUACAUGUCGUACGCACAAAUAGCAGCAAAGUCUUGUGGAGAGGAAGAAGAAGAAGGUGGUGAUGAAGAAGGAGGCGGAGAGGGUGGUGAGGAAGGUGCCAGCAUACAUGAACAAGAAAUGGAGAAGCAGAAGCUCUUAUUCCACCAGGCGCGGCUCUCAAAUCGUGGCGUGGCUGAAAUGGUGCUUCUUCAUAUAUCCGCCUCAAAAGGUGUACCAUCAGAAAUGGUCAUGACAACUUUAAAUUUGGGUAUAGCAAUACUACGCGGCGGCAACAUAGACAUUCAAAUGGGCAUGCUUAAUCAUUUAAAGGAGAAAAAAGACGUCGGCUUCUUUACAUCCAUUGCAGGACUUAUGAAUUCUUGUAGUGUAUUAGAUUUGGAUGCAUUCGAACGAAAUACGAAAGCCGAAGAGUACAUUCCAAGUGCGGGUGCAGGUCUUGGCGUAGGCUCGGAAGGCGCUGCAGGCGAGAAAAACAUGCAUGAUGCUGAGUUCACGUGUGCCCUAUUCCGUUUCAUUCAACUUACAUGCGAAGGUCAUAACUUAGACUGGCAGAACUAUUUGCGUACUCAAGCAGGCAACACUACUACAGUCAAUGUUGUAAUAUGUACAGUCGAUUACUUGUUACGACUACAAGAAUCUAUAAUGGACUUCUAUUGGCACUACUCGAGUAAAGAGAUCAUUGAUCCCGCUGGAAAAGCUAACUUUUUCAAAGCGAUUGGUGUGGCAAGUCAAGUUUUUAAUACCUUAACUGAGGUAAUUCAAGGUCCAUGUACAUUGAAUCAACAAGCUUUAGCCCAUUCGAGAUUAUGGGAUGCGGUUGGCGGCUUCCUUUUCCUCUUCUCCCAUAUGCAAGAUAAAUUGUCAAAACAUUCUAGUCAAGUAGACUUACUGAAAGAGCUGCUGAAUCUGCAGAAAGAUAUGAUCACGAUGAUGCUUUCUAUGCUGGAGGGCAACGUGGUUAAUGGUACUAUUGGAAAACAGAUGGUAGACACGCUGGUUGAGUCAGCAAGCAACGUUGAAUUAAUUUUAAAAUACUUCGAUAUGUUUUUAAAAUUGAAAGAUUUAAUUGAAUCUCCAAGCUUCGCUGAAAUCGAUUUAAAAAAUGAGGGUUGGGUGACGCCAAAGGACUUCAGGGACAAAAUGGAGCAGUCAAAGAAUUACACACCGGAUGAAAUGGACUUUCUUUUGGCAUGCUGUGAACGUAAUCACGAAGGCAAAAUUGAUUACGGCGACUUCGUUGAUCGUUUCCAUGAACCAUCAAAGGAGAUCGGCUUCAAUUUGGCUGUAUUGUUGACCAACUUAAGUGAGCAUAUGCCUAAUGAGCCCCGUUUAGCCAGAUUUUUAGAGACUGCUGGGUCGGUGCUUAAUUAUUUUGAACCUUUCCUGGGUCGAAUUGAGAUUUUAGGCAGCUCUAAACGCAUUGAGCGAGUGUAUUUCGAAAUUAAGGACUCAAAUAUUGAACAGUGGGAAAAGCCACAAAUUAAAGAAUCCAAACGCGCAUUCUUCUAUUCCAUAGUCACUGAGGGUGGUGACAAAGAGAAGUUGGAGGCAUUUGUAAACUUCUGUGAAGAUGCUAUUUUUGAAAUGACACACGCUUCAGGCUUAAUGGCUACUGAUGACGGUGGUGGCAAUGUGAAGCGUGACACUGCCUAUAGUUCAUAUAUGAGUGAAGAAGAGGAAGAGAGGGCAGCAAGAGACCCCAUUCGCCGAACCGUGCAAGCCAUUAAAGAUGGACUUAAAUUUGUAAUACAUAUGUUGAGUCCAUCCAAUAUUAAGCAUCAAAUAAGUGUAAUGCAAACCAAGUCGAUUCCGGAAUUGAUCAUUGGAUUCUUUAAAUUAAUAUUUUACAUGUUUUAUUACACUGGCUAUGGCAAUUUCUGUGUAGUUCGAUAUAUUUUUGGAAUACUUAUGAAUCUAAUGCGUGGACCGGCCCCGGAAGAAAUUGAGGCUCCACCAAUAGAGGAAGAACCAUUUGGAAGAGCUUUACCACCAUUACCUAUUGAAGAGCCACCUGCACCAGUGCAAGCGUUCGGAGAUGCAAGCAAGGACGAAAAUGGGCAGUACAAAGUAACCAUACGCGAAUCCCCAGGCGGAAAUGCUCAUUCUUCAUUGGAGGAGACAGGUGAUUUAAGUCCGGAUGAUGGAGGAGUCGCUGGUGAUCAACCAGCAGAAGGCGACCAGUAUCAACUUCAAGAGCCUAUUUCUAUCGUAGACUUACUAGGUGGAGAAGCAGCCAAGAAAGCAGCACAAGAACGACAGGAAGCUCAAAAAGCACAAGAAGCAGCUAUGGCUUCCAUUGAAGCUGAAGCUAAGAAGUCUUCAGCUACUGCUCAAGAAACGCCUGCUGUUAAUCAAAUCGAUUUCGCUCAGUAUGCACACCGCGCCGUUAGCUUCCUUGCACGCAAUUUUUAUAAUCUUAAAUACGUUGCAUUGGUUUUGGCUUUUAGCAUCAAUUUCAUGUUACUUUUUUAUAAAGUAACAUCUUUUGGUGAUGACGAAGAAACUUCAGGUGAUGACGAACUUAUACUUGGUUCAGGAUCUGGUGGAGGCUUGGCAGCUUCCGGACUUGGUGGUGGUUCAGGAGAUGGCUCUGGAGAUGACGAAGGCGGCGAAGAAGAUUUACCGGAACUUGUGCAUGUCGAUGAAGACUUUUUCUACAUGGCUCAUGUUAUACGUAUUGCUGCUUUGUUACACAGUUUAGUAUCUCUCGCUAUGUUGAUAGCCUACUAUCAUUUAAAGGUACCUUUGGCUAUAUUUAAGAGAGAAAAGGAAAUUGCACGCCGUUUAGAAUUCGAUGGACUUUUUAUUGCUGACCAGCCGGAAGAUGAUGACUUUAAAUCACACUGGGACAAAUUGGUGAUUUCGGCUAAAUCAUUUCCUGUUAAUUAUUGGGAUAAAUUUGUGAAAAAGAAGGUGAGGCAAAAGUACAGCGAAACUUAUGACUUCGACUCUAUAUCCAAUCUACUUGGUAUGGAAAAAAGUGCCUUCAUGGCUCAAGAGAGUGAAGAAAGUGGUUUGGUGAAGUAUAUAAUGAACAUAGAUUGGCGCUAUCAGGUAUGGAAAGCAGGCGUUACAUUCACUGAUAACGCCUUCCUGUACUCACUGUGGUAUUUUUCAUUCUCAGUGAUGGGCAACUUCAAUAACUUUUUUUUCGCUGCCCAUUUGCUAGAUGUUGCAGUAGGUUUCAAAACUCUUCGUACCAUUUUACAAUCUGUUACACAUAAUGGAAAACAGCUCGUUCUCACCGUAAUGCUCCUAACAAUAAUUGUAUAUAUAUACACAGUAAUUGCGUUUAACUUUUUCCGAAAGUUUUAUAUACAAGAGGAGGACGAAGAAGUGGAUAAAAAAUGUCAUGAUAUGCUGACUUGUUUUGUAUUUCAUUUAUACAAAGGCGUGCGGGCAGGAGGUGGUAUAGGUGAUGAGAUUGGAGAUCCCGAUGGGGAUGACUAUGAAGUUUAUCGUAUUAUUUUUGACAUCACAUUCUUCUUCUUUGUCAUCAUUAUUCUUCUGGCCAUUAUCCAAGGUUUAAUUAUUGAUGCUUUUGGAGAGUUACGUGAUCAACUUGAGUCGGUGAAAGAAAAUAUGGAAUCUAAUUGCUUUAUAUGUGGCAUGGGCAAAGACUUUUUCGACAUAGUUCCUCACGGGUUUGAUACACAUGUGCAGAAGGAGCAUAACUUGGCAAAUUAUAUGUUCUUCCUGAUGCAUCUUAUCAACAAACCGGAUACAGAAUAUACCGGCCAGGAAACAUAUGUGUGGAACAUGUAUCAACAGCGCAGUUGGGACUUCUUCCCCGUUGGUGAUUGUUUCCGUAAGCAAUACGAGGAUGAGCUUUCAGGAGGAGGUGGUGGUGGAUAGUUUAAGCAAAACAUAAAAUGAAGCAAAUAAGCUGACACUAAAUAAUUUCAGGAGCAAAAUAUAAAUUAUAAAUAAUAAAUUUCUGUCACACAAUUUUGUAUACAUAAACACUUCCUUGUACACUUCAUUAUAACUAUGUGUAAAUAAUUUUCCUCUACCAAACUUAUUCUUGAGUUAUCUGUAGCCCAAUAAUCAUUAUUAAUGUUU